AUGAAAAUCUUAUAUUCCCUGAGGAGGUUCUACCACGUGGAAACGCUCUUUAAUGGAACUUUCGUUUUAGCUGGUCGUGACCAAGAAACCACCGGCUUUGCUUGGUGGGCUGGGAAUGCCAGACUUAUCAAUUUGUCCGGUAAACUACUUGGAGCUCAUGUAGCCCAUGCCGGAUUAAUCGUAUUCUGGGCCGGAGCAAUGAACCUAUUUGAAGUGGCCCAUUUCGUACCAGAAAAGCCCAUGUAUGAACAAGGGUUGAUUUUACUUCCGCACUUAGCUACUCUAGGUUGGGGAGUAGGGCCGGGGGGAGAAGUUCUAGAUACUUUUCCUUACUUUGUAUCCGGAGUACUUCACUUAAUUUCCUCCGCAGUCUUAGGCUUCGGUGGCAUUUAUCACGCGCUUCUGGGACCCGAGACUCUUGAAGAAUCUUUUCCAUUCUUUGGUUAUGUAUGGAAAGAUAGAAAUAAAAUGACUACAAUUUUGGGUAUUCACUUAAUUUUGUUAGGUCUAGGUGCUUUUCUUCUAGUACUCAAGGCUCUUUAUUUUGGCGGCGUAUAUGAUACCUGGGCCCCCGGGGGGGGGGAUGUAAGAAAAAUUACCAAUUUGACCCUUAGCCCCGGUGUUAUAUUUGGUUAUUUACUAAAAUCCCCUUUUGGGGGAGAAGGAUGGAUUGUUAGUGUGGAUGAUUUAGAAGAUAUAAUUGGGGGGCAUGUAUGGUUGGGUUCCAUUUGUGUACUUGGCGGAAUUUGGCAUAUCUUAACCAAACCCUUUGCAUGGGCUCGCCGUGCAUUUGUAUGGUCUGGCGAAGCUUACUUGUCUUAUAGUUUAGGUGCUUUAUCUGUUUUUGGUUUUAUCGCUUGUUGUUUUGUCUGGUUCAAUAAUACGGCUUAUCCAAGUGAGUUUUACGGGCCCACUGGACCAGAAGCUUCUCAAGCUCAAGCAUUUACUUUUCUAGUUAGAGACCAGCGUCUUGGAGCUAAUGUAGGGUCUGCCCAAGGACCGACGGGUUUAGGUAAAUAUCUAAUGCGUUCCCCAACGGGAGAGGUUAUUUUUGGAGGGGAAACUAUGCGUUUUUGGGAUCUUCGUGCUCCGUGGUUAGAACCUCUAAGGGGCCCCAACGGUUUGGACUUGAGUAGGUUGAAAAAAGAUAUCCAACCUUGGCAAGAACGACGUUCAGCAGAAUAUAUGACCCAUGCUCCUUUAGGCUCUUUAAAUUCCGUGGGUGGCGUAGCUACCGAGAUCAAUGCAGUUAAUUAUGUCUCUCCUAGAAGUUGGUUAGCGACCUCCCAUUUUGUUCUAGGAUUCUUCUUUUUUGUGGGCCAUUUGUGGCAUGCAGGAAGAGCCCGAGCUGCUGCAGCAGGCUUUGAAAAGGGAAUUGAUCGUGAUUUGGAACCUGUUCUUUACAUGACCCCUCUUAACUAA
Molecule: messenger RNA, 1422 nt
Organism: Sorghum bicolor (sorghum)
Lineage: Eukaryota; Viridiplantae; Streptophyta; Magnoliopsida; Poales; Poaceae
Source: the annotation of a RefSeq genome assembly